CCUCGAUAACAAGGCCACCACCGCUACCACUUGUCCACCUCAUCAAUACCAUCACUCGAUCCUACAGCGCAUAGAUCUCAAUAGCCAUUGAACCCUUUCCACAGCCACCCUCGACAUCCGACAUGGCCUCCCAGAGCGCCACCGCAUCCACUUCACAUGCUCGCCGUCAUAGGCAUCAUACGACUGGUGCAAGGGCUUGGAGCCUCGCUAUAGCAGCAAGCCUCAUCUUGGCCACCUCGGCUACCGCCACCCAGGCAGCCAUUCCCAACCACGACUUGACAGGUCAGGGGUCCGUCUCUUCAGCAAUAGCUUCUUGGGUUUCAUCACGCUUGUCGCCCUGGAUCGGUCAAAGCAUCUCUCCCAGACCGCAAGCAGAGGGUACUCUCUCCUUUCAGCUCGACUCUGCCAUCCACCACUCCACACACGAUGAUUACCUCGGCAUGAGCGCAAAGUACAGUUUUGACGACUCUCACCCCAACCAUGUCGUCUCAAUGCAACAUCAGCAGCAUCGAGAGAAGCACACCUACGGCGGCAUCCGCACAAAGAGGCAGCGGGUCAGGAGGCUCAAAGACCCAAAGGCCUAUCUCGCACAGCGCGAGGAGCUACUCGCCAAAUCCCGCAAGGCGGAAGAAGGGAAAGAGUACAACGCUACCUCCUGCGGCGAUGUCAGCUCCUUCAAUGCUCUUACCGCCUCGCUAGACUCCCUGCAUGCGUCGCCCUCGUCUUGGGAGGACGUUGAGCUCCUAGUACCAGACGUUACCUCUCGUCUUACCCUUCUGGCCCUAGCUCGCAUGUCUUCGGCAGCAUACGAAGCGCCACCACAUCCUCCUUCAUGGUCGCCAACAGAUGGAUUCGAAGGCUGGAACGUGUCUCAAAGCUUUGGGUGGGUAGAAAAUGGCAUUCGCGGUCACGUCUUUAGCAACAAGGCCAACAAGGGUCAUGAGGACGGAGGAGAGGAGAUUGUAGUCGUCGCUCUCAAAGGGACUAGCGCAGCGAUCCUCCCUGGCGGAGACGAUACUGCCAAGAGAGAUAAGUUGAAUGACAAUCUCCUCUUCUCUUGCUGCUGCGCAAGAGUCUCGUGGACAUGGUCGCCCGUCUGCCCGUGCCCAAUCUCCUCGUCUCGCUGUUCUCAGCCCUGUCUGGAGCGCUCCCUUCUGCGCCAAUCCGUCUACUACCCUCUCAUCUCCGACCUCUACAACAACGUCUCGUAUGCCUUCCCCAAUGCUCAGAUCUGGGUGACCGGUCACUCCCUCGGUGGAGCUCUGGGAAGUCUCAUCGGAUACACCUUCGGUGUUCCGAGUGUGACAUUCGAGGCGCCUGCUGAGAGGAUGGCGGCCAAGAGGCUUCACCUGCCGCUGCCUCCCGGAAGCGUCAAGAGGGGAGAUGGGAAAGACGGUCUCAAGGAUGAAGUGGCGGCGGAUGGCAAAUGGGACCCGCCAAUCUUGCCCGUCACUCACGUCUUCCACUCGGGAGAUCCCAUUCCAAUGGGCACCUGUACCGGACCCUCCUCGCUCUGUGGCUCAGCAGGCUACGCAAUGGAGUCCACCUGCCAUGCCGGCCAGGUGGUCCUCUACGAUACAAUGGACCUCCUCGGCUGGUCGCAGAAUAUCGCAAAUCACCGCAUCGCCACGCUGACCGAGGAUCUGCUCCUCGAGGACUGGAAUGAGCGGGUAAAGAAGGCGAAAGGAAAGAGCAAGAAGGGAGGAAAGGAGGAGGAGGAGGGAGAGAAAGCAGCGUCGUGGUACUCGCCUCGAUGGUGGCCUUGGGGCAAGGGCGACGAUAAGGGCGAUGAGCAGGACGAGUGGAAGGAUCUGGGUGAGACGCCCAAGGUGGCAAACCAGAACGAUUGCGUCGACUGUGGAGAGUGGCAGUUUGUCGAUGUAGACAAGAGCUAGAGCUCGAGGUAGAGCUGGCGAAGUAGGGGUGCGGUGGUUCCUCUUGCGUCUUGUUUUAUUCCAUACGUUCUCAUUCUUCUCAAGAUCAUAGCUUUGUUGUACGAGUUGUCGGUCAAUUCAUGUCCAUAUUCCUGCCUAUCCAAAGAUCCUGAG
This is a messenger RNA of Microstroma glucosiphilum, 2048 nucleotides long. RefSeq names its product alpha/beta-hydrolase. The transcript has 3 exons. Gene Ontology annotation, biological process: macroautophagy; multivesicular body membrane disassembly; piecemeal microautophagy of the nucleus. The record is from RefSeq and is a predicted model, not a curated record. Lineage: Eukaryota; Fungi; Basidiomycota; Exobasidiomycetes; Microstromatales; Microstromataceae. The coding region runs from base 123 to 1895 and encodes 590 amino acids. Gene Ontology annotation, molecular function: glycerophospholipase activity.